ACACCCCCCAUCCUGUGCAAACAGAGCCUCCCACCUAUGGGUCUACAGCCCUCUGGGGCAUCCUUGGGAUAGAGACUGUGAAAGACCUUGGUGUUCUAGCCAAAGAAAUUCUGCACAGCAUGGAGGAAGCCGCUCUGGCCCGGAAGUGAACAUCCCCCGCGACUCUGUAGCCGGAAGCGGAAGUACAAGCUCUGUCUACUCUUGGCUCUGUACCCGGAAGCGGCCGGCGUCCUGCGGCCGUUAUGGCGGCUGGUGGGAGCCUGAGCCGGACGGAGCGGAAAGCGGCAGCACGAGCCGAGAUUCUGCAGCAGGAGGAGCAGCGGGACCGGCGCAGACAGGUGUCCCGGCUCCUGAAGAAGCCGGUGGCGGAGCGGAACCCUGAGGAGAGCCUGCUCCUGGGCGAGUGUGAGGAUAUCGUGCGGGAGCUGGAGCGGCGGCGCAAGAAGCGCGAAGGGCUGCGCAGGAGGCAGGAGGAGGUGGGUGCUCGCUCGUGCUGGGACGUUGAAUGCCCCUCUUGCGGACCCCGCUAUAAUCAUUGUUAUCCAAUGAAUCGCUAAGCCACGUGAGCACAUCAGACCUCCGCCCUCCCUUGGAUUUCUGUCCGCUUGCCCUGCCACUUCAAAGGCAUAGUCCUAAUCUUCAAAGCUGCUAAGGAUCAGGACCCUGCACG
Mauremys reevesii (Reeves's turtle) is the source of this 670-nucleotide messenger RNA. It is a transcript of the gene SIRT7, whose product is annotated as sirtuin 7. The transcript has 3 exons. The coding region runs from base 243 to 557 and encodes 104 amino acids. The record is from RefSeq and is a predicted model, not a curated record. Lineage: Eukaryota; Metazoa; Chordata; Testudines; Geoemydidae.